CUUGAUGAAGCGAGGAAGAAGAUAGUUUAUCUGUAAAUAAUGCUGUCUUUCUGUUCCUCUAACAAAACAGGCCAGUAUCAGCUCUACCUGUUCUGUUCCAUGUGCUAAGAUGGGUGACUGGGACAACAACAAUGAAUUCAUUCAGCGACUGGACUUUUCCAGUUGUGGUGAAGAGAGUGAAGAAAGAAGUAUAAAUGAGGAGGACUCCCUGAGCUUGAGCCCCCCAGGAAGCUCAGAGUUCCAGAAAUGGCAAGAGAGCAGUCCUCUGCCAGCAACCCCUCAGAGAAAGCUUAGUGAGAUUUUCCUGAGCAGAACAAAAGCUUGGAUGAGUCCCACCCUGAAGUCUUCCCCAUCUGUGAGCAAGAGCUGGAGUAAACCUGAGACACCACUGCACAUCACCUGGAAAAAGCUGCAGCUUUGUGACACCCCACACACUCCUAAGAGCUUGUUAUCAAAGACAGCUUUUCCUUCAUCUGCAACAAAGGUCCCAGCCAAAGGCCUCCGACAUCUGAGAUUCACUCCUCGUGCCGACUCUGAUGACUCUUCUCAAGCUUCUCUUGUCAACAUUAAUCCCUUUACACCAGAGUCCUAUCGACAAAUGCUCUUUCAGCCUAAUGGCAAACGGAAGGCUGGAGGAGAGCUGAAUGGUCCUCAUCCAGGAAGCCAGAUUAAACAGGAGCAACCUACAAAGAGAUAUACUCUGAAAGCGAGCAAUAUGGUUUCCCGCUACAAGAAGGAGUUCCUGGAGCUAGAAAAAAUUGGUGUGGGGGAAUUUGGCUCUGUCUACAAGUGCAUCAAGCGCCUUGAUGGAUGUGUUUAUGCCAUCAAACGCUCCAAAAGGCCUCUGGCAGGAUCCUCAGAUGAGCAGCUGGCACUGCGAGAGGUUUAUGCUCACGCUGUCCUGGGACACCACCCCCACGUUGUGCGCUACUACUCGGCCUGGGCAGAGGAUGAUCACAUGAUUAUCCAGAAUGAGCACUGCAAUGGUGGGAGUCUCCAGGAUGUGCUGCUGGAAAAUGCAAAGCUUGGGCAGUAUUUCACAGAAGGAGAGCUGAAGGAAAUAUUGCUGCAAGUCUCCAUGGGACUAAAAUACAUCCACAACUCUGGCCUUGUGCACCUGGAUAUCAAACCUAGUAAUAUCUUCAUCUGUCACAAGCUGGCAGUUUCAGGGCCUGCUGGGCAGGAGGAGAGUGACAGUGAAGAUGAAUUCUCUCCUGGUGUGGUGUAUAAGAUUGGUGACCUUGGACAUGUGACAUCAAUAACAAACCCUCAGGUGGAGGAAGGAGACAGACGCUUUUUGGCCAAUGAGAUUUUGCAAGAGCAAUACUGCUACUUGCCCAAGGCAGACAUCUUUGCCCUGGCACUCACGGUGGCUCUGGCAGCUGGGACAGCACCGCUGCCUCACAACGGGGCCCUGUGGCACCACAUCCGCCAAGGCAAUGUCCCACCCAUCCCCCAGAAGCUUCCCCACCGUUUUCUUGAGCUCCUUAAGCUCAUGAUCCAUCCUGAUCCAGCGCAAAGACCUUCUGCCACAGCUCUCACCAAACACCCUGUUCUCCGUCCUUCAUGUGGAAAAGCUGUCCAGCUCCAGGAGCAGCUAAAUAUGGAGAAAUGCAAGACUGCCAUGCUGGAAAGGGAACUUAAAGCAGCUCGCCUUGCCCAGACCCUCAUGAAGGACCAAGCCUUAGGAAGUGCCAAGUUACAAGAGUCUGAAACCUCUUCUAAGCAGAAGAGCAAGCGUCUGGUGGGAGGGAAGAGCUGUCGCUCGUUUAGCUUUACUCUGGGUUUCUGA
Molecule: messenger RNA, 1792 nt
Organism: Lonchura striata (white-rumped munia)
Lineage: Eukaryota; Metazoa; Chordata; Aves; Passeriformes; Estrildidae
Source: RefSeq, a predicted model, not a curated record